Molecule: messenger RNA, 975 nt
Organism: Symbiodinium sp. CCMP2456
Lineage: Eukaryota; Dinophyceae; Suessiales; Symbiodiniaceae
Source: the annotation of a GenBank genome assembly
AUGCAGGAGCUGGGAUUGAAGAAGCCCGUCGAUGUUCUCACAGAGGUUCCAGACUGGCAAACCUUCUACCAAAACUAUGUCCGAGUAAACCGUCCGGUUGUGCUUCGAAAUGCUGCUCGAGCCCAGAGGGCGUUUGACAAGUGGACGGAUGACUAUCUUGUCGAUCUAUGGGGGCAGGACAAAGUCAUCGACAUUGAGAUGAAAAAGGUGGAAGAGCGAGGUGGGCCAUCCGUCCAGUGGCCCUUCGAUAAGUUCGUCAAAGAGAUAUAUGAGGCAGAUCGAGAAGACCAACUCUAUGCGGUGAUCGGCUUAGAGGAUGACGAAGCACUGGCGGAUCUGGAUCUGCCAGAGCCGGCCAGAUGCAAAGAGGUGUGGCCUCAGUCUGUCACGCUUUGGAUGAGCAGCGGCGGCACUAUGUCGGUUCUGCACAAUGACGACGGCGAGAACUUUCUGAUGCUGCUGGACGGCUACAAGAGUGUCAUGCUCGUACACCAGGAUGAAGCUCCCAACAUGUACGCUCAUGUGGCCAAGGUGCGAGGGACGUCCCCAGUUCGCCAGGAUGCCGUGGACCUGGAAAACUUCCCACGGUUUGCCAACAUUACCUGGCUGCAUGGUGACAUGGGACCCGGGGAUACAUUGUUCAUCCCGCAUACCUACUGGCACCAGGUGAACUCGCGCGGCAGAAACUUGGGGGUGAACAUCUGGUGGAGCCACGCGGAAGAUUGGCGAUGGUGGGACUUGAAGAGGUAUGAUGCCACAAGGUUCGGCACGAAGGAUUUGCCUUCGUUUGAUGCGUUCAAAAGCGACGCUGUGAAGGAUGCGAAAUGCACCCCUCUGGAAGACGACCUGCAUCUAGGUGAGAUCAAGCUGGUGGACGAAAGGCGCACGAAAGAAGCUCUCCUGCAGUUUAACGGAGCUUUGCUGCUUCGAUGUUUCAUGUCAAACAAGCAUGCUCCUUGCACUCGGCAAGUUUAG